UUUUUUUUUUCGGGGGGUUGAAACUGACACACAAUGAGUCGGGAGGAACAACGGCCUGAGAAAACACGGCUUCUGUAAAUAAACACAACAAUCAGGCGAGCCGAGCAACAUGGAGGAUCAGUGCACGGUACAGGUGAAGCUGGAACUGGGCCACCGCGCUCAGCUGCGCAAGAAAGCUACGUCCGAAGGCUUCACGCAUGACUGGAUGGUGUUCGUACGAGGGCCCGAGAACAGCGACAUCCAGCACUUUGUAGACAAAGUCAUCUUCCGCCUGCACGAGAGCUUCCCAAAGCCCAAGAGAGUGUGUAAGGAGCCUCCAUAUAAAGUAGAAGAGUCAGGAUACGCAGGAUUUCUCAUGCCUAUAGAGGUCUACUUUAAAAACAAGGAGGAGCCGAAGAAAGUCCUUUUUAACUACGACCUCUUCCUGAACCUGGAGGGCAACCCGCCUGUCAAUCACCUGCGCUGUGAGAAACUCACCUUCAACAACCCGACCCGGGACUUCCGCAAGAAACUGGUCAGAGCUGGAGGAAUCAUCGUGGUGCCCGAGGGGGCGGAGCUGGUGUCCAGGCCGAGUCCAGACUACCCAAUGCUUCCCACAAUCCCUCUGUCCGCCUUCUCCGACCCCAAGAAGAGCAAAAGCUGCCAGGGCCCCAAGGAGCUCACUAAAGAAAACAGCAACAUUUCGAAAGCCCCCAAACCCCACAAACUGGCCAAGGAGCACCGCGAGCGUCCUCGGAAAGACUCGGAGAGUAAGAGCUCGUCCAAGGGCGACGCAGAACGAGACAGCAGCAGCAGCAGCAGCAAAGGCAGCCGCGAGCCUUCGUCGUUCUCCUUGUCCUCCUCUUCGAAGAAGCCCGAGAUCAAAGUAAAAGAAGAGAACAAAGCUCCGCCCAAAGCUGCUUUCAAAGAGCCCAAACUGACGCUCAAGGAGCCCAAGAUGGAAGGAACGAGUCCUAAAGGAGGCGGUCCGGGCGGAGGAGGCGGCGGAGGAGGCGGAGGUGGGGGAGGGCCCGAGAUCAAACCGGGGAGCAAGCGCCCUUCCAAUGCAGAUUCGCCCAAGUCCAGCAUUAAGAAGCCCAAAAAGGGAGGCGGAGAAAGUCAGAAAAGUUCAGGAGGCGGGGUUUUUCCAGGCACCUCCCCGCGUGUCUCGUCAUCCUCUUCCUCCUCCUCCAUGGCUCCGGCACCGGGUUUUGGAGACAAGAAGAGCUCGAAGCAAAGAGGGUCAUGGAUCAAGAACAAACCCGAGACCCCGGAGGUCAAAGAGCAGAAGAAGCCGCCCGAGUCAGACGAGUCGAACUCUGACGACGAGCUCUCGUCCAAGUCUGAGGUCAGAGCGAGAUCAGCGCUGCAGAUGCAGUCUGCUCCAUCCAGUCCGUCAAACUCCAGCUCCAGUUCGGAGUCCAGCUCUGACUCAGACUUUGAGCCGCAACAGAAACAAGGCCAAGGACCUCUACGCUCCAUGGUGGAGGACAUGCAGUCCGAGGAGUCUGAUGAAGACGACAGCAGCUCGGAUGACGAGACGCCAGGGAAGAACAACCCUCCUAACCGUGACUCCAGGUUGAGUUUAGACAGCGAGAGUGACAGCAGCGACGGACCCCACCGACCCAGCCGAGACCCGCCGCCCCCUGCGCCCAAGCACACCUCCGCCUCCAAUAACAAUAAGGUGACGGGGAGGAAGAGUCCCGAGCCGUGUCUGAGGCAGGAGAAGGUUAUGAAGAAGGGCUACGACAAGGUAGGAAGGGCAUACACAGAGGAGUUAGUGGACCUCCAUCGCAGACUAAUGGCACUGAGAGAACGAAAUGUACUACAGCAGAUCGUGAACCUGAUCGAGGAAACGGGCCACUUCAACGUCACCAACACCACCUUCGACUUCGACCUGUUCUCACUAGACGAGUCGACCGUGCGCAAACUGCAGAGCUACCUCGAGGCCACGGCCACGUGACAGGAAGCGGGGCGGGUCCGAGGGGGGGGCGGAGCUCGCCCUCAUUCUCCACACCGGGCUUGAGGGUGGGCUCAAAGGCACGGCUGGAGGAAAAGAAAGAAAAGCAGCGGCGUGAACAGAAUCCACAGCGAGGUGUCUGGAAGACGUAAAGGCACAGAGAGAGAACGAGGGAAGAAGCGAUGAAGUCGGGGCUGGCACUUCCUGUCGGAGUUGUGAUGAUGUUCUGGGAGCUGUGUGAUGAAGAGCACGGCCGUCCUCUUGCUUUUCAGUUUGCUCAUGACGCAAACCGCAGCCUGCUAAAGAGUGUGUGUGUGUGAGUGUGUGUGUGUGUGUGUGUAUGUAUCCUGUCCUUUUCAUUCUUCCUUCUCUCCUCUUCCUCCAGCACUCGAGCAUUCAUCCCGAAAGUAGCCAUGCCCUCACAUCCCGCUCUUUUUUAAUAUUUUUUUAUUUUUGUACAGAAGUAUUUUUGAUGGGAGACGUGAACAAGACGUGAACAAGACGUGAACAAGACGUGAACAAGACGUGAACAAGACGUGAACAAGACGUGAGAGAUGAGCGAAUGUACGUUUAUUUGUCGCCUAGGGCUAGCGCUUAGUGCCUUUUUCCACCAACCAGCCGACUGCCUGACUGCUGUUCGAGAGCAGUAUCUGAAAGCUGUUGAAAGCGUUGUGUGGCCCUCGCGUUGCUGAAGAAGCACACACACAUACACACUCACACACACAUACACACUCACACAUCCUCCUUUUUUCACGACUGACGCCUGCAAAAACUAGUGUUUCCCUCCGACCGCGUCCCGGGGCUUAGCAUCUCCCGGUUUUUUGCCAGUGAGUAUUAAUGACUGUGUUUCGCCAAGCAGGCCUUUUAGAGACUCCUUGAAUAUUGUACAUAGAUGCGUGCAACGUGUGAAAGUAUUCGGGGAUCAUGUUUUGCUGUUUGUUUGUUUUUUUGUUUAGGGUUUUCGUCUUGUCACGUCUGGAUCGUGCUUAAACGGGAAAGACGUGACGCGUAACGGCGAAGCGCUACGUCCAGAGAGGUCCGUAAAAUGACGUGUCCUGAUCCUAAAUUAAAUUUGAUUAGAACAAAGCAACUGAAGCUGAACACUGUGUGCCAAAACUUUUACACCAGGCACGUUGAUCUGAUAUUCAACAUCGUUUGAACUGUGUAUGUUAACGCGUUAGCGUUCUACAGAACCGUCAGUGAAAUUUGUUUUUAAUUUUGUUUCUUCAACACUGACAUUUGCAACUAUUUUAAUUUCCGAGAGAGACGCAAGAGGUAGCUGGAGGCAGAAUUCUCCAUAACGAUGAAUACUCAGCGAUUUUAAGGCGGUUGCUAUGGUUACGCUUCUCCAUUCGCUCUGUCGCUUUUAAUUGUAGUUUAUAAGCUAUGAAUAUGUUGAUUCUUGUUGUCAUGGUUACAUUCCAACAGGGUUACACGUCGUCAAAGAUGUUGAUGGUGAUGGUUUGAGGUUUCUUGAUGUAAAUCACACCAGCCAAUCAGAAACAAGCUUUUUCCAGCAUUCGAUUCAUUUAAGCCGAGGCUGUGUCCCAAAUCGGACACUGUGAUUUUUAUGGUUCUUUACUUCGUGCAAAAGAUGAUGACGUUUAUUACAGAACAGAGACUGAGGCGACCUUCGCACCAGCAAACACCAGGCGUUUUCCUCAUGCUUCAGCGACACAGUGACUGUUGAGCGGAUUAAAGUGUCGACUCUAAACGAUUCAUCCAGAACGAUUCAUCUUGAACAGUUCAGAAUUAAAAUACUUUAUUGAUACAAUUUUCUUGAGGACAUAACUAAAGUAUUUUGAUUCUGAAUUCAUCCAGAACGAUUCACCUUCAACAAAACUUAAUUUCCCUGAGGGAAAUAAAUUAUUCUGGUUCUGAAUUGUUCAAGAUGAAUCAUUCUGGAUGAUUCAGAAUCAGAAUACAUUGAUCCCUUCAGGGAAACUUAAUUUCACUGAGGGAAUCAAUAAAGUAUUUUGACUCUGAUACAUCCAGAAUGAUUCAUUCCAAACUGUUUAUCCAGAAUGAUUCAUCCUGAAUGAUUCAUCUUGAACAAUUCAGAAUCAGAUUACUUUUAUUGAUCCACUCUGGGAAAUACGAUCAGUAAAUAUUUUGAUUGAUUCAUCCAGAACAAUUAAUCCAGAACGAUUCACCCUUAAUGAUUCAUCCAGAACGUUUCAGAAUCAGAAUAUUAAGUUGACCUAAUAAUCCCCUGAAGGGAUCAUUAAAGUAUUUUGAUUCUGAUUUAUAUUGAACGAUUCAUCCUGAGCGAUUCAUCCUGAAUGAUUCAUCGCAUAUGAUUCCUCUGAAGUGUUCGAGUGAUACCUAUGGCACGUGCGGUCUAACGUUUUUUUUCCGGUUCCCUACUCGUGAGUUUUAGUGUUUGUCGAGUAAAAAUUUCGGAAUACUGUCUUUUACUCUACUCUCAGUGGUUAUAUUUUCUCAGACGCUCUCUCUUAAGUCGUGUGAUUUUUAGGUUUAAUGAUAAACGAGACACCGAGCCUCUCUGGACACGUGCAGCGACGCCGUUACGCUCGCGUUCCCUUUCAGAGCAGCGAGAAAUCUUGAGUCAUUUUUUUAUUCGAUUUUAUUUUUUAACUCCUCACUGUGACUCGUGUUUGUCUUCUUUCUUUCUCCACGAAUGGCGUCCUUCGUCUUUCUGAUGCUAAUAGUUUUAUAAGGAUUGACAGCCCCCACGCCUUUUCCUUAACCCUGUGUGUGUGUGUGUGUGUGUGAGAGAGAGAGAGAGAGAGAGAGCGAGAGAGAGAGAACAGAGGUGUGUGUGUUCGUGCAAAUCAUUCAGUCCUCUAUUGUGCAUGAACUUUUGACUCCCCCAAGUCCGGGUUCAUGAACUCUUCGCUUUUGACCAGACGCUUUGAAUCGUAAAAGGGGGACGGGUCACGGGAGGGGGCGGGGAGUAGAAGGGGGGUGUGAAUGGGCGGAGCUGAGUGCUGUUUGAAUGACGUGUGUGUGAAGCGAGCCCGAGACCAGUCUGCGUGUUUGUUAAAUAUUAGGUUCUAUUUUUUAUUUGUAUACCUCUGCACUUUUUUUUUGGCUGUGGUGACUCGAGUACUUAAUUAUCUGAACUGUAUUUUUAAAAAGAAAA
Messenger RNA from Hemibagrus wyckioides, 5045 nucleotides. It is a transcript of the gene mllt1a, whose product is annotated as MLLT1 super elongation complex subunit a. The transcript is spliced from 12 exons. Gene Ontology annotation, cellular component: super elongation complex. Bases 110 to 1942 code for a protein of 610 amino acids. NCBI's taxonomy places the organism in Eukaryota, Metazoa, Chordata, Actinopteri, Siluriformes, Bagridae. Gene Ontology annotation, biological process: regulation of DNA-templated transcription. The record is from RefSeq and is a predicted model, not a curated record.